Molecule: messenger RNA, 3332 nt
Organism: Anopheles funestus (African malaria mosquito)
Lineage: Eukaryota; Metazoa; Arthropoda; Insecta; Diptera; Culicidae
Gene: Uvrag
Product: UV radiation resistance-associated gene protein
Exons: 6
Coding region: 410-2965 (851 amino acids)
Biological process (GO): SNARE complex assembly
Cellular component (GO): endosome; lytic vacuole
Molecular function (GO): SNARE binding
Source: RefSeq, a predicted model, not a curated record
UUUCGUUUUUCUGCCACAGGGUGUCUUGGAUAAAAACAAUCUUCGUUGACAUUUCUGCUGUCAAAUCGCUUGAGCCACGCGUGUCCCAUUGUGCAAAGUCAGCGAUGCAAACAAAGCGAGAAAACGUUUCGGAAGUGUGCAAAACGCAGAAGAAAAAAACCACAGUAAAGUAAUAUCGAUGAUAGUACGCGCAGCGAGAAAGUUUACGAAAAUUCAUUCCCCGCACAUGGUUCUAUUGUAGCUUGGAAUUCCCAUUACGAUUCCAUCGGUCGGAUUGCGUUUCGUGAGCUGGCAUCGGAACCAUCGUAUCGAAAAGGUGGUGCAUCUAGCAAAACGUACGACGAUAUCAGUGGAGUGUUUUCCUUGUGAAACCGUUUUCCAAUCGAGCGAAACAAGAAAAAAUGAGAAAAUGUUUGACCGUCCGAGAUGUCGCGACUGGAGUCCACUAUCGACGCAGCAGCUACGGUUGCGCAGCCUAAUACAAAUAUCCGGACACAACAUCAUCGUACCGGAGCGUCAUCCUCCAACCCUAGCGCCAUCCUCCGCCCCAGUCGAUAGGGGUAGAUCAAAAUGUACCGUUUACUUUACGCUUCACCAGACGCCUCACUCCGCCCCAUUUUACACGAGUGAAAAGCUUGACCUACACCGGAACGUACUGUGGGCGGAAAUCGACUGUCCGGCUACGAUCAAAUCCUCCCUACGAAGUGUGUGUGUGCGCGUGUGGGAACACACCGGUCCGUCCGGUGUAUCCGUGAUCGACGCUGGCCGGUUGCUUUCCUCCGGAACGAAAGUGCCUCACGACAGUGAAGAAAAAGAGGAUGACGAUGAGGAGCAGCAGCAGCAGCAGCAGCAAGAGGAUCCUCAAACUAGCGAUAAACCAAACCAACCAACGACCAACACUGACCGGAUGCUGUUUGCAUGGGGUGUUUACUUUUCCGGACUGGUGCCGCUGGCACGGCGCAACGAAAAGCGUCUCCAGGCGAAUACGCUCGUGUUUCAACUGCACGGUGGUUAUUUCACUUCGGCCGCAUGCAUCCUCGAACCGGAGCAACGACGAUCGGCCGUUUCCGGGACGGUGAACGAAGGGACGAUACCAAAAACGGUGCCGUACGCCAGUGGUCCUGCUGCUGCUGGCCAACCGACCUAUUCACCCUCGGCAACGAUACCCAUUGUUGGUAGUGGUCGACGUGGUGCGACCGGUGGUGCUGGUGGCCGCACAAACACCGCCGACAACGUCUUACACUGUGAUACUAGCAAUAAUUCCUCUCCAUUGGCGUCUGGUGCUCCUCAGUUUUCCUAUCAGACGCCCUCGUCCGCGUCUCCGAACCAGUGGAACUUUGCGAACGGCGGUUUACUGCUCGGCGUCGAAGGCAGACUCGAUAAGCUGUCCGUGUCGCCGGUAGUUAGCAAUGGGGGAAGCAGCAUCGGGACGGGCCCGUUUCCGCACGCCCGCUCUGCCAGCCCGUCCACACCGAUCAGCUGGACGGAACCGACCGAGACGAGCUUAAAGUUGCGCUACCUCGUGAUGGAAUUUCUCCCGGCGGAAGUACGCCCCAGCUACGAUGUGGCGCGGUUGCUAGCGAUACAGGAGCGGCAGCGGCGCAUCCGUUAUGAGGCCGACAGUGCCAAAACGCUGACGGAGCGUAUCUGCAUGAAGAGUGCCUACUGUCUGAAUAUGGAGCUGUUUAGCAGCAAGCAUCCGGUGUACCGAACGGGGAUCAACCAGGGCCGGACGGGCGGGAUGGGCAAGCAGUUGAGUAAACUCCUCUACCAGGAGCGGGAACCGAUCGAUCCGGCGGUGCUACUGCGCGGUCAGGAACUGCGGCGACACAUCGAGCGGGCUCGGUUUCGCUGCCGGCUGUUGGCGCAGGAACGCGACCGGAUCGGCAUUGGGAUGCAGCAGUUGCGCAAUCGAUUAAAUGCGGCCUGUGAUAGUAAUAUUGAGCGGGAAUCGGCGCUAAUGGAGCGCUAUCGGACGUACGGCCGGGAGAAGGAACAGCUGUACCAACAGAAGAUGGCCUACGCCAGCCAGAAGGAUAGCGUGCGGGAAGUGUUCGGGAAGAUGCUGCUGGUGCGCCAUCGGUUGCUGAAGGGAUUGAAUGAAAUUUAUUAUAUCAAAACGACAAAUCAAGGUAUCUACACCAUCAACGAUGUACCUUUACCGAAUGCGGAAUCAUACUCCGACUCAACGCCGGCACUAGCGCUUAGCGUUGCCCUUGGUUUUGUCGCUCACGCUGUGAUGAUGUGUUCCUCAUUUUUAGAUAUUCCUCUACGAAAUACCAUCAAGUAUGACGGUUCCCGUUCGAAGAUAGUGGACCACAUUAAGCUACUACCGACGAUGGAUCGAGACUUCCCUUUGCAUUGCCGGUCGGGUCCGGCACCGAACGCGCUGCUGUACGGCGUGUACCUGUUGAAUCAGAACAUUUCCCAGCUAAAGCAUCAGCUUUCGCUGAGCCGUGGUGAUCCGCGGGCUACGCUUAUCAAUCUGCAAAAUAUUCUUACCAUCGCGGGUAUCGGUGGAGGCACAGCGCAAAACCGACCGCUGGAGGAAGCGUUCCAAAUGUUGCCCGCCUCCAUGUACGGAUCGUCAACGGUCGAUUUGAAAAUGUCACCCGGCUUUGUAGCGGUACCGGUUGGCGGGAGUAGCAGCGGUAGCAGUAGCAGUGGGUCAUUCCUGCGGGAAAGUCCUUCGAGCAGUAGCAGAAUUUCCCGUUCGGUGGAAUACUACACGGACCGGUUUCAGGACCGACGACAGCAAAUGCAAAAACAGUAUCAGCUCAAUCGGCAGCACCAUCCGUUGCAGCAGGCAACCCGUGCGAGCAGUAGUGGAAAUGCGGUUGAUCAGGAACACCAUCAUCCACCGAGGCGCGGAUGUGGCGAUAGUACCUUUGCUUCCGAUCCCAUCCUAGCUAAAAGCGUCCCAUUACAGCGGCCGUUCGAUUUCGAUGGUGGCAAAAAGUUCUAAUCCUAUUUGCGCUUUGUCGAAACAAAGGCGACAAACCGUACGAUCGUAGAUUGUUUUGAUAGGAAAAGUAUCAUAGUAACGAAUUUUCCCUCCUAAAGUGUUAAUUUAAAUUGUAACAAACGCGAAGAAUACUGUUAACUUUCUCACUCGUUUCGUUUCCGUUUUUGUUUGAGUUUUAGUUUAAUAUUUAUUGGAGUAUAACAUUUUCCGCUGAUAUUUUGGAGUUCAUCGCCGGAUAAACGGAAGCGGUACGAUGAAACAGCAAUAAGCAGAAAGCAACAAAAUGGUAGCGAAGAAUGCGCUAUAGUGUAAAGCGAAACAAUUGUAAACAAUAAACAGAAAAUAAACGAAUCAAGUUCAACUCAAA